AUGGGUUUUCAUUUCCUUGCUCGAAUAUCCGCCCUUUUCCAUGCCGUGAUCCUCGUUUCGCUGUGGGAGCGCGCAGGUGGCAUCGGUUCUUCGUUGUCCGCCUUGGCCAUGGAGGAGUUCGUGAUGGGCGAUCACGUGCGGCUCAUGGCCUCCACGCGGCACGCCUUGGAGCUAACUGUGUCGUCCAGGCUCUUCGCCAAGCUCUACGGCCUCUUUGACUCUGACGCUGAGUUCCGCGACGCACUGGCGCGCGUCCGAGGCGGCCCCGACGCCGAGCGGCUCCGCAUUGUUGCCUACGGGCUCGGCGGUGCGCAGUACAGCUGGGCGCCGCGGUUCCACCUUGCUGUUCUGCUCCUCCUUCGCGUUGCGUUCCCGGACGCGAUCGGCGACGUGGAGGUGGUUUGCUCGACCGUUGCCCCCGUGGAGCGCCAAGCCAUGGAGGAGUUGGGCUGUGUCGUUACCGCGUCGGUCCAGCAGUGA
Molecule: messenger RNA, 480 nt
Organism: Miscanthus lutarioriparius
Lineage: Eukaryota; Viridiplantae; Streptophyta; Magnoliopsida; Poales; Poaceae
Source: the annotation of a GenBank genome assembly